Molecule: messenger RNA, 1247 nt
Organism: Salarias fasciatus (jewelled blenny)
Lineage: Eukaryota; Metazoa; Chordata; Actinopteri; Blenniiformes; Blenniidae
Gene: snx3
Product: sorting nexin 3
Exons: 4
Coding region: 36-524 (162 amino acids)
Biological process (GO): late endosome to Golgi transport; endocytic recycling
Cellular component (GO): retromer complex; early endosome membrane
Molecular function (GO): phosphatidylinositol-3-phosphate binding
Source: RefSeq, a predicted model, not a curated record
GCAUUUCUGAGUCACCGAGAAGGACAGGGGGAGAAAUGGCUGAUGCCAUAGCUGACACAAGAAGGCUCUGCGCGAAGCCACAGAACUUACAUGACGCUUAUGGACCCCCGAGUAACUUUUUAGAGAUUGAUGUGAGCAACCCCGAGACUGUCGGGGUAGGCAGGAGCAGAUACACCACGUAUGAAGUCCGCCUGAAGACCAACCUCCCCAUCUUCAAGCUGAAGGAGUCUUGUGUACGGAGGCGGUACAGCGACUUUGAGUGGCUCCGAGCGGAGCUGGAGAGGGAGAGCAAGGUUGUCGUACCGCCCCUCCCUGGAAAAGCUCUCUUCCGGCAGCUUCCGUUUCGAGCAGAUAAUGGCAUAUUUGAUGACUCCUUCAUUGAGGAGCGGAGACAAGGUCUGGAGCAGUUUCUCAACAAAGUGGCCGGCCACCCUCUCGCUCAGAACGAAAGAUGCCUGCACAUGUUUCUACAGGACGAGUCUGUGGACAAGAACUACACCCCAUCCAAAGUCAGACAAGCCUGAAAACUAAAGACGGCUCUGCUCGCUCCGGUCCGGUCCGCUCUGGCUCUGCCCUGCUCAGCCUUGCUUGACCCAACAACUCAAAGCUCUCGUCACUGCUACAGGUUUCUCUCCCAAAAAUAAAUCUCGGUUGCAACUUCUCCCCUUCAAAGGAAAAAAAAAAAAAAAAAUGUCAAUCACUGCUUCUUUUUUUAUUAUUAUUCAGUUAAUUAGUUAUCCUGAUCGGUGCUUAUUUUCACCUCGUAAUUGGAGUCCACCAUGUUCGACACAUAAACCGUGGUUGAAAGUAAUUUAUAGUAAUUUCUCUUUCUGUCUGGAAAUGCCACUAACAUGAAUAUAUGAUGUAUUUAUCAUUUAGCUAAAUGUCUUGAAUAUCUUCAUUUAUAUAGUGACAUUGAAUGAGCAUCCUAUGUAUGUAAAGCUCCUGUGAUGAUGACCCCAUCCAGUACUGGCAUGUGCUGCUCACCGUAACAGACACACGUGUUGAAAGGCCUUGACUUUUAAAUCACAAUCUGUUGAUCCAGUCUUCAGACGCAAGCAUGUGUGUGUGCGUGUGUGUUUGUGUAUCAACCAGCACCUGCCCAACUAUCACAAUGAUUUUCUAGCAAGAAAUUUACACAGAGGGAUCUGCAGUAUUUCUACUGGCUAUAUGCAUUUUGAGAUUUGUAUACUGCUGUGCCAUUUUUGUUUAUUUUGAAGAUUUUCCAAUAAAAUAGGUGAAAUGUC